Fusarium oxysporum Fo47 is the source of this 1697-nucleotide messenger RNA. RefSeq lists its product as uncharacterized. Lineage: Eukaryota; Fungi; Ascomycota; Sordariomycetes; Hypocreales; Nectriaceae. The transcript is spliced from 2 exons. The coding region runs from base 1 to 1656 and encodes 551 amino acids. The record is from RefSeq and is a predicted model, not a curated record.
AUGGCUGCUACCGCGCCAAAAACCUCCACCUGUUCCAACGAGGAGACUUCAACAAUUACCGAUGCAACCCAAGUAUCGAGCCUCGCGGCAUCAUGCCCAACUUACACCGGCGAUCUCCAUCUCAUCAACAUUACGAGAACCAUCAACAUGACUGGCGUCGAGACUCUCAUCGGCGAUGUCAAGUACAGCAACGACUUCCCGGACGACUACGUUACGCUCUACAGCUCAACGCUCAAGAACAUCACCGGCGACUUGUUGAUGUACGGCGCCGGAGGAAAGAUUACCAAGACACCUGGAGACUUGAACAUAACGCUUCCUGCUCUGCGAGCGGUCGGUGGGCUGGGUGCAUACUGGGGAUGGGGCGACGUAUCGAUUAAUACGGAUCCAAAGCUCAACAUACCGAAAGGAUUCCAGAUCAGUUCUGGAGCAAGCCAAUCGGCGGCGGGCAAUUUGUACUUGAACGUUACUUAUACUUAUAGUAUUGGCGUUUCAGGUGUCGACUUUCAAGCCAGCGGGGGAGCACUCUUUACCUCAUCGGCGGAGAAGGUCGAACGCGAGAUCAUGAUCUUCGGAAACAGUGGACUAGAGCGUGUCGUCCUGGAUGAUCUCAAGUUUGUCAAUUAUACGGUAGACAUCAAGAGUAACUCGGACCUUGACUAUAUCUCUUUGUCUCUCUCCGAAGUCGGACUUUUGCGCGUCAAGGAAAACGGGAGAGAUACGCAUCUGUCAGUACCAAAUCUCAAGAAGCUCGGAGGCCGCAGCGACCCUGGCACUCAUACCAGCGGCGGGGACUCUGGCGGUAUUUUCAGGGAUCUUGUCAACGCCAGCCUACCAUCAUUGACUGAAGUACAUGGUGAUGAUGUGGAUUGGUUCAAGGGCAAGCUCAACUUCACCUCCAACUUCUUCUCAGAGCUUAGUCUUCCGAGUCUCAGGACGGCAAACUGCACGCUUGGCAUUGAUGAGAAUAUUGCGCUCAACGACUUCUCGAUACCAAGGCUCAACUAUGUCAAGGACCUGCAGAUACACGAUAACCCCCGCCUUCUCAACUUUACGGCCAAUUUGCUGAAGAAGGCAGAUAACAUCAACAUGACCGGGCCAUUUACCAACGUUGAGUUCUUUGGUCUUGAGGUCAUUACGGGAGAUUUCUACCUGGCCGGUGACAAGACUAUGGAUUGUUCUUGGUUUGAUGAACACUUCCUCAAUGACAUUGUCCAGGGAUCGUAUAAGUGCGUUGGCAACCAUACCAAGCCUGCCACUGAGCGCAAGCCCAGCACGCCGACUGAUGAGGCAGAUCUUCGAGACAAAGAAUCAGAGCAAGGGGGAAGUUCAUCGAGUGGAGGUGAAGAAGGAUCCGGCUCUGGGAGUGAUAGUGGACUGUCAACUGGCGCCAAAGCAGGCAUAGGUGCGGGGGUUGGUGUCGCAGGCCUUAUCCUUCUCGGUCUUGGAGCCGGGUUCUUGAUUGGCAAGAAGACGAAGAGAUCGCCUGGUGCAAUAGCUCACACUAGCGACUCUGGGUAUCAGAAGGCUGAACUCGAUGGCGAUGCUAAGCCGUCUGGGGGUGUGAAAGAGGCACAUAGUGUAGAAGCUUCCGAGAUGCAAGACACGGGUAAGUCUGAGUUACCAGUGAAUCAAGUGAGAGCCGAGUUGGCAGGAUGAAGCUCGACGAUCCUAGAAACCUUGAAGACUCCAUUACUUAC